Nerophis lumbriciformis (worm pipefish) is the source of this 1590-nucleotide messenger RNA. The record is from RefSeq and is a predicted model, not a curated record. Lineage: Eukaryota; Metazoa; Chordata; Actinopteri; Syngnathiformes; Syngnathidae.
AUGGCAGACCCUGAGGAGACUUUCGGCCUGCAAGCCUCUCCCGGUUCUGGUUCCGAUUCGAGGGAGGUAGCAAGCGAAGCCAAAGCCGAGAAGCCCAACGGCACGCCCGGCAAGUCGCCGUCCUCGCAAACUACAUACAUCCAGCAGGUCAGUAUAGGUAUGGAGGGUAUAAAAGUGUACCUUCACGAGAGGGAACUGUGGGUGAAGUUCCACGAGGUGGGCACCGAGAUGAUCAUCACCAAAGCGGGCAGGCGAAUGUUCCCCAGCUUUAAAGUGAAAGUCACCGGCCUGAACCCCAAAACAAAAUACAUCCUGCUGAUGGAUGUCGUACCCGCAGAUGAUCAUCGAUACAAGUUUGCUGAUAAUAAAUGGUCGGUGACAGGGAAAGCUGAGCCUGCCAUGCCCGGGAGGCUGUACGUGCACCCCGACUCUCCGGCUACGGGGGCCCACUGGAUGCGGCAGUUGGUCUCCUUCCAGAAGCUCAAGCUGACCAACAACCACUUGGACCCGUUCGGACACAUCAUCUUGAACUCGAUGCACAAAUAUCAGCCCAGGAUCCACAUCGUCAAGGCGGACGAGAAUAAUGGCUUCGGCUCCAAGAACACCGCCUUCUGCACGCACGUCUUCCCUGAGACCGCCUUCAUAGCCGUAACUUCCUACCAGAAUCAUAAGAUAACGCAGCUUAAAAUUGAGAACAACCCAUUUGCCAAAGGCUUUCGGGGAAGUGAUGACAUGGAACUGCAUCGGAUGUCCAGAAUGCAAAGCACCAAGGAAUACCCAGUAGUACCUCGCAGCACAGUACGCCAACGAGUGAGCUCCAGCCAGAGCCCGUUCAGUGGGGAAGUCCAAGGCCUGGCCACCCCAAGCACCUUGAGCUCGCAAUACCCCCAGUGUGAGAAUGGGGUGACCAGUACUUCACAGGACUUGUUGCCCCAGUCGGGCUCCUAUCCUCUCCCCCAUGAGCAUGGCCAGGAAUACAACUGCAUCAAGAGGAAAGCGGAUGAUGACUGUCAGUCAAGCGAGCAUAGCUACAAGAAAGCCUACUUGGAGAGCUCCUCCAGCGAAGACGAUCAUUACUAUCGCCCAGUGGGCUAUGCGCAGAGUUUGGGCCUGGCUGCUGGGCCCUAUCGCAGCGAGUCCAGCCAGCGGCAGGCCUGCAUGUAUGCCGGUGCCUCACAGAGUGCAGAGCCAGUUCCCAGCCUGGAAGACAUCAGCUGCAAUACCUGGGCUGGCAUGUCACCCUACGGGGGCUGCUCGGUAGCCACCAUGCAGCCUAUGGAGAGACUGCCCUACCAACACUUCUCAGCUCAUUUCACAUCCGGUUCUCUGGUGUCCAGACUCGGCGGGGUGGGGACCCACUCUUCGCCUCAGCUGGCUGAUGGUCACCAUCCAGCCAUGUACCAGAGCUCCAUGACACACCAGACUCUGGGUCGCCAGUGUAGCCCCGGUGCCGGAAUCCAGUCACCGACCUCCAGCCUCCAGGGGAACGAGUACCUGUACACACACGGCAUACCGCGCACACUAUCGCCUCACCAGUACCAUGCCGUUCAUAGUGUCAGCAUCAUGCCAGAGUGGAACGACAACAGCUAG